AUGGGCCAGUCUUCCUCGACAGCGCGACAUUCCCCCGACGCUAGUUACACGGACUAUCCACCACCAUCCUCGAUAUCGCGCGAUACUGGUACAAGGAAUGAAGACAUGAACAACAGGCAGGCAUUUGAGCAAAACGCAGAGGCUGGCACCUCGUCCGGAGUGGAAACACACUUACAAAGUGGCCCCGGCUCAUCGUCUGAUCAAUCGCAUGAGCCCCUGGAGACAUGGCACCAACCCACACGACCCUCCGGGGGGUUAUCGCACCCCAUGCGCAGCAUCGAAGAAGAAGAAGGUACCGACCAGGAAUCAGCAGAGCGAGAUUACCGCUCAGCAGCUAUUGCUCGCAUGGCGGCCAGAAGGCAGUCCACCAUGUCAAGGCUGGGUUCUAGAAUUCUCCCCAAUUCAGUCAUCCGCGGUCUUCUCAACAGUCAGGAGGAGACUCCGGCAGAAGGGCAUGCGCAUAGACAUGGCCUGGUGUCAAGGACACCGCCACGGUCGGAGACCGCCCAUAGUACUGGCCGUUUCAGCCCUUUUAGUGCACUCGGAUCAAGGGGAGUUACCCGUCGGCGCUCCGCUCGGGGGCCAUAUUUCAUUCCACCGCGUACGGACUCAUCGCCGAUACCCGAAACGACAACGAACCCAACCUUCCUCGAUAAUUCCAGUGAGCGAAUAACUGAGACGAACCGGGCCUCCUGGCGUCGAAGUGCUCGUCUGCACCGCAUGCGUCAUUCGCUAUCGACGCCAAUUUCUCAUAUGUUCGGCCAGCCACAGUCUAAUGUUUCUCCGCAUGAAAUUCCACCGCACUCAUCCCCGAGGCCAUCGCUGAGCGAUGGUCUUCCGAGUGCCAUGGACACCCGCCUGGACUUCGAUGAACCCUUACAUGAGCUCGAUUCUGUGGAGCCAAGCGUGCAUAAUGACGGACCUCUAUCUUCGAAUCAGCCUAACCCACACUUGAUGCGUCGACUUCCGGGCCUCAUGAGAGCGCGCUCUUCACGGGCAUUGCGACGAGAAGAGCAGACCCCUCUUUCUCGUGUGCUCCAGCUAGCGGCAGCCGCGAUAGCAGCUCAGCUUUCAGGGACCACGGGCCCUGCUCUACCGAAUAUUCAGGCGCUGGGAAAUGACGGAUUGGAGGGUUCCUUGGAAAACUUCAUUCAGAGUCUGCAGAGUGCUACAUCGGCCCAAGCCCAACCACCGACAGCAGGUGAAGGACCUAGCAUUCCUGAAAAUGAAGGACCGUCGCCCCCGGUCAACUUCUUGCGUGUCUUCCGGUUUGCUAAUUCGGACUCACCUGCUGGUGGCAAUCCAUUGGGGCGAAGCAUGAGUAGCUCUGAGAAUCAGGGCGCUCAAUCCGAUGGAAUGUCGGUUGAUGAGCCUCCAGAGGGAGCUGAGGGGCGGACAGUCACCUUGGUCGUAGUUGGAGUCCGGUCAGUGCCGGCUGGCAAUGGAGGCAAUGGAGAACAAGGGCCUCCGGCCCCUGGAGGCCCAGGCCUUGAUGCUCUUCUCGGACUACCAUUCCUCCCAUCAAACGCCAUUCCCCGACCGUCAGAGGCAGCCGGGGAUCCUAUCCAGGGCCGUACAAGACUUCCCAUCCCUCGCCCGACGGGUUCUCCCGGGCUCCCCGCCUAUGGGAUCCCUGAGACUUUACGCCAACCAGGCCUGAAUCCCUCUCGCAGACUCUCUGAUGCAGGUCCACGUACCACAUACCCAACCUUCCCCCUUCUGCCCUUUCCGAAAGCCCCCGGGCCCCCGCCCCCCGCCUUCUACCCCUGCGGAACAAGACCAUCGUCUGCCUCGGCCAUGUCACCGGCUGCCUUGCCACAGCUACACGAAGAUCGGACUAUGCAACCAACGGUGGAACCUGUGUUAGAAACGCCCUGGCCACCCAUGUCCGCUCGGCAGCGUCGACGAAGCGACUCUGAAUUCGCUCGUCAUCGAGCCCUGGGCUCGGGGUCCGUCCGCCGUAAUGGCGUAGUUGAACCUGACCAACCCCCUCCAAAUGGAGGUCGAAGUUGGCUGAUCUAUGUCGUUGGGACCAACUUGUCGGAGAAUCACCCGGCUCUCACGACUCCAAGUCUGUUCACUGAUAAUCCUACAUACGAGGACAUGAUCUUGCUCUCAUCUUUGCUAGGACCUGCCAAGCCUCCUGUUGCCUCUCAGGCCGACGUCAACUCUGCAGGUGGCCUGUUUAGGCUUGUUGAGUACGGCGGCUCUUUGGUUGCAGAAGCUGUAAAUGGCGAAGUUGCCAUCCAGAUCCAGGACGGCGAUCGCUGUCGAAUUUGCCUGAGCGAUUACGAAGUGGCUGAGGAAGUUCGAGAGCUCGCUAAAUGCAAGCAUGUCUUCCACAAAGAUUGCAUUGAUCAGUGGUUAACCACUGGGCGGAAUUCUUGUCCCUUGUGCAGAGGCCAGGGCGUGCGUGAAACAUCCAACACAGAUGGUUCAGCGUCCGAUCCUGCCCCCUCCUCUGCCCCUGAAGGCAUGGCGAUCUGA
Penicillium cinerascens is the source of this 2487-nucleotide messenger RNA. RefSeq names its product RING-H2 finger protein. NCBI's taxonomy places the organism in Eukaryota, Fungi, Ascomycota, Eurotiomycetes, Eurotiales, Aspergillaceae. The record is from RefSeq and is a predicted model, not a curated record. The transcript is spliced from 4 exons. Bases 1 to 2487 code for a protein of 828 amino acids. Gene Ontology annotation, molecular function: ubiquitin protein ligase activity; zinc ion binding. Gene Ontology annotation, biological process: protein ubiquitination.